GUUCUAAAAUCCAUGUUGAAACCGAAACGUAUAGCUCUUCGAGGCGGUGAUGGUCGUAGGUACCUUAUUAUGUGUAAACCGUGCGAUGAAUUACGCAAAGACGCUCGAUUUAUGGACGUUAAUAGGAUGAUGAACAGCCUAAUGCGGCAAAAUGCUGAUGCUCGUCGUAGGCAACUAACAGUGCGUACAUUCAGCGUCAUUCCCCUACAGGAUGCUGGUGGAAUUGUCGAAUGGCUACCUAAUUUAGUACCAUAUCGUGGUGUACUACAGCCACUUUUUGAAGAGAAAGGAGACCCUCUACCAGAUGCCCAGUGGUUUACUAAUUGGAAUGCAAAUUCGCCUAUCGAGGAUCGUUUGGAAAGAAUGAGAUCGACAUUCUAUCAGCGCUAUCCACUUGUCAUGGCGGAAUGGUUCAGGUUAAGAAUCCACAUUAACAGUAUAUCAGUUUCAAACAGAAACAAUUACAAGUAUUUGUAG
Messenger RNA from Angiostrongylus costaricensis, 477 nucleotides. NCBI's taxonomy places the organism in Eukaryota, Metazoa, Nematoda, Chromadorea, Rhabditida, Metastrongylidae. The record is from the annotation of a GenBank genome assembly.